GCAAAGCCAACACAAAAAUGAACAAUUUAACGAUGGCACUUAAUUUGUUGCGACAGCGUCUAGCAACAACAACAGCUGCUCGCUGUUAUGCGGUCAAGCCGGUGGCUGUGGGAGCAGCGGGCAAAAAGAAGAAACUCGGCAAGCUGGGACCCAUCAUGGAGAAGAAGAUAAUACCGGUCGAAACGGAUGCCAAUAAGCUGGUAAAUUAUGUGUGUGGCAGCAACUACAUGAAAACUGGCGAGGAUGUUAAGCUCAAACCGGACGCCGAAUACCCUGAUUGGCUGUGGACGCUCAACACGGAACGCAUUGUGCCGCUAGAUGAGCUAGAUCCUGAUACCAAACAGUAUUGGCGCCGCUUGCGAAAAAUGGCUCUGCGUCGCAACAAUCAACUGUCCAAGCUGAAAAAGUUUUAAGUGCAGCAUUUACGCGUUGGCAAUGGCUGGUCACACUUGGCAGCUUGACAGUUUGGCCUUCAAAUCGUGUAACUGCCUCGUUGUUGUCUUAGGUCAUCAUUAUUGUAUUUGCCUUGCUGUUAGUGCAAGAAUAAACACAUUGAUUAUAUUUAUUGCUACGUUGUUGUAGCAUUCUUAUGUACAUAAUAAUAACCAUGUAUACAAUCGUUUUUA
Messenger RNA from Drosophila grimshawi, 626 nucleotides. It is a transcript of the gene mRpL54, whose product is annotated as 39S ribosomal protein L54, mitochondrial. Lineage: Eukaryota; Metazoa; Arthropoda; Insecta; Diptera; Drosophilidae. Gene Ontology annotation, molecular function: structural constituent of ribosome. Gene Ontology annotation, cellular component: mitochondrial large ribosomal subunit. The coding region runs from base 18 to 413 and encodes 131 amino acids. The record is from RefSeq and is a predicted model, not a curated record. The transcript is spliced from 3 exons.